Molecule: messenger RNA, 3901 nt
Organism: Neoarius graeffei (lesser salmon catfish)
Lineage: Eukaryota; Metazoa; Chordata; Actinopteri; Siluriformes; Ariidae
Gene: rnf144aa
Product: ring finger protein 144aa
Exons: 8
Coding region: 193-1074 (293 amino acids)
Biological process (GO): protein polyubiquitination; ubiquitin-dependent protein catabolic process; positive regulation of proteasomal ubiquitin-dependent protein catabolic process
Cellular component (GO): ubiquitin ligase complex; Golgi apparatus; cytoplasm
Molecular function (GO): zinc ion binding; ubiquitin protein ligase activity; ubiquitin conjugating enzyme binding
Source: RefSeq, a predicted model, not a curated record
UGAGGAAGUUGCAACAUUGCUUCAGCCAUUUGAUAUUUUGAGAACUGAAAUGCGUCAGCCCUUGAGGUUACAUUCAGAUUGUAAUCACUGUACAUCAGGACUGUUUGUAAGUCAUCAGUCCGACUCGGAACCGUGCUGCUUUUUGCUGAAGUAAUGUAUCCGUGAUUAGGACCGAGCGAAACUCCUGAAAGCAUGACGACUGCUCGAUAUAGGCCCACCUGGGACCUGGCUCUGGACCCGCUGGUGUCCUGUAAGCUGUGUCUUGGAGAAUUCCCUCUGGAACAGAUGACCACCAUCACGCAGUGUCAGUGCGUGUUCUGCACGCUGUGCCUGAAGCAAUAUGUGGAACUUCUCAUUAAAGAGGGCCUUGAAACUGCUAUUAGCUGUCCAGACUCUGCCUGUCCAAAACGAGGACAUUUACAAGAAAAUGAGAUUGAGUGCAUGGUGGCGUCAGAGAUAAUGCAGAGAUACAGGAAGCUGCAGUUUGAAAAAGAGGUGCUGUUGGACCCAUGCCGGACAUGGUGCCCAUCAUCAUCGUGCCAGGCCGUGUGCCAGCUAAAGGAGGCAGACUCCGCCCGGCCGCAGCUGGUACGCUGUGGUAACUGCACGCUGGAAUUCUGCUCUGCCUGCAAGGCCAGCUGGCACCCAGGCCAGGAGUGCCAGGAGAACCCGCCCAUCACCGCCUUUCUGCCUGGCGAGAGCAGCUCUUUCUUUAAGAGUGAUGAUGACGACGCUCCGAUCAAGCGCUGUCCCAAAUGUAAAGUGUACAUCGAGCGAGAUGAAGGUUGUGCCCAGAUGAUGUGCAAGAACUGCAAGCAUGCUUUCUGCUGGUACUGCCUGGAGUCUCUGGACGACGACUUCCUCCUGAUCCAUUACGAUAAAGGACCCUGUCGCAACAAGCUGGGCCACUCCAGAGCCUCCGUGAUUUGGCACAGAACGCAGGUCAUUGGCAUCUUUGCUGGGUUCGGCCUGCUCUUGCUGGUAGCGUCUCCGUUCCUGCUGCUGGCCACACCGUUCGUGCUGUGCUGCAAGUGUAAGUGCAGCAAAGGGGACGACGACCCCUUACCAACUUAACGGACACCAAGACUGCUAUCUCCUUUUGUUUUCUUUUUUCCUCUCCCCCACACACUCCAGCUUGGAGCGCAUUUGAAGCCAGCGCUGUGACACAUCUCAUGCCACAACUUGGCUUGGUUCCAGGAGGCAGAUAGCAGGCACGCUGGCAUGACGACACCAAGCAAGACCUUACACAUGUGCUGGAUGUAACGCGGUACAUGGGAGCGGUGGAGUCGCCAGUCGUGCACACUCGGGGUGUUCUGAUUCCUCGGGGAUGUGACUUGUUUAGCUUGAUGCCUGUUCUAGCUGGGGGUUUUGGGAUAUAGUGGAUCUGCUUGUGGAGGACUCAUUAAUGAAAUACAUACUCACACUGUACUCCGUGUGCGUAUAGUAGCACUUGGGUCCUUCAAUACUUUACCGGUUUCUCACUCUUAACCUGGACACACAAGGGGCUCUUUGGUCACUUCAUAGCUUGCUGUGUGAGUCGGGUCUUUUCAUCAAAUGUACAGCAUGGUCUUUCCUUUAUCAUGUUUUCUUGUUCUAAGUAACACAAGGGUGAGCUCACCCAACUCUCACAUCAGCAUUGCUGCUAUUAGCAGGAGAGUCUCUGUUAAUAUGUUACAUGCCAUUACCAAACUAAUUGCAAGUAGAGUUUUGGUUCUUCUUCUGUCUCAUUGGAUCAGGUUAGGUUAAGUUUUCUUACAGCAUGUGAAAUUCCUCACAAAGCACUUUACCAAAUUCACCGAAGCAUGUCGUGAAACGGCCCAAUAUCACGAGCACCAAAAAUAUUUUAAAUCAGCAAUGUUCAAACCUUCUGGCCCGCCUUUAAACAGAUCCCUGGAAAAGAGCAGUGCAACCAGUGCCACAAUUAUUGUUACAGUCCUCCUCUCGGUGUGUAUUAAACAGUGCUUAUGUAACAACAACAACAAAAUGUACAGCCCAAUAUAUCUCGAGUCAGAUGGUUGGAAACUUGCAUGUGCAUUUCAUUGGUGUGACUUGAAACAGGAAAUUUCCAUCAAAAAAUAAUGCAGUCACUGUAAUUGUGGCAGGGAUUAUAAACUCUGGCUGAUUUCAAGACUGUUUUGAUUUGUCCUAAUUUAAGUCUAGUGCACUAUCUAUGCAAGUUUGGACCACUUGGAGAUGUGGUCUGUGCGAUCUGUUUGUCCUGCAGGCAAAACAGCGCCUCCUAUGAGGCAUGCAGACAUGAAUAUUACAGAUGAGUGUCUGGUUCACCUUCCUAUCAAAUGCUUUAGAAGCCUGUACCUAUUCUUAGUUUAUUAUAAUCAUUUUUGUCAUGAUGUGCACUUAAAUGGGGCCAUAUGUAGUCAAGCUCCUUCGCCAUAUCAUUUAUUUUAUAUUAUUAUUAUUAUUUUUUUUAAUCUGAAUUCAUCAUGUCAAGGAUAAGAGAACGUGUCAAUGUAGCUGGACAGUAUGUAGCUCACUCGAGCCAUGUAAAUCUCUUCCUGUGUUCCCCCCAGUAAAGCUGCCAUAUUGGGGGAAUAAUCUAAGUAUCUGUCUUUUUAUUGCACAUCCAUUCAGUAGUUUCUUAUGUUAGAGCCUUUUCCACAUUGCUAAUGGGUUAAUGCCGUUCUUCAGUAGCUAUCAGCAUUGACAGUUUUUAGCCUUAAGUUCUGAGUACCUCACUUAUUCCUUCACUCUUGUAGCUUUGUUUUCUAUCAUUUAUUCUCAGGUCUACCUGAACGAACCAGUUUGUCGCUGAUGUUUUUAAUUUUAGAUUUAGAUAUCAUUUCAGGGUGAUCCAUGGACGAUGAUUGCGCCAAGCAACUUCUUAAAAUGCUAAGAGAAUUUCUUGACGUACACACAUUUUUGGCCCCCUUGAUGUUCUGUGAUCCAAAUUUUGUCAUGUGGCUGACUCGCGUAAAUGCGUCGGUUAACUGUCAUAUUUUUUUUUGCAGUGCGUGUCAAUCUUAGCAGCUGAAUUUCUUGAAUCUAGUCAUUAGUAUUUGACUAGUAUUUCCGAUUAUAAGAUUACAGCAAACAAAGUAUAUGAUUCGUAGAAUUGUGUAUGAACAGAUUUGAUCAUUUCAAACUUGACAGUCUUGUUCAAAGACUUGGCAGAUAAUUUUUCUAAUUUUACAUGUUUAUUUCUCAUCUAAACAUCUAAAACCAGGCUGAAUAUUUCGAAUAAUUUCAUAAGAAAUGUUGGUUAACAUUUGCCCAUGUUCAAAAUAUUUUCACUUGCGAAUUUUUUUUCUACUUUUUUUUAAUCUUCAGCACUUCAGAGGUUUUGAAUGCGCGCACUGACUCCACUGUGACCGCAUUUAGGUGGUUACAUGUUCAUCUUUUAUUCUUCAUCACUUUUAAUUAUCUCUCAAAAUUCCAGAAGUCACUUUCACACACAACAGGCAACAGUUAUACAGAUCUACAUAUGUAGGAAGUAACUCCUUUUUAUUUGUUCAGCAAUGUGGUCUCUCUCUGACAGCUUGGAGAGAGUUUUUGUACAGUUUUACAGUCAUGGUUAUCUUUUUAUUGCAUGCCUAUAGCUCUUUUUGUAGCGAUUUUAGUUUUUUGUGAGAUUUGUCUGUAACGCUCCAGCUUUGCCUACUCCAGAUCUUUUUCACCUGUACACUUGCGGAGGAGGAGAGAAAUGUAUGACCAUUUGUUAUGUAAUUUGGGAGUGUUUGUAACCUUGCUCCAGAAACUGCUAUUAGAUUACUUUUAAUGUGUAAUUUUGUUUGUUUUUGAUACAUCAUAGAAAUAAAUAUUAAUUGUAUUUUCUGAAUAUCAGCAAAAAAAAAUGCACACCCCCUUUCAUAGGACGGUAAACUUGUACAUUUGCAUGUGUAAAAUUCUACAUAAAAAGGAAAUUAUAGUUUCUUCCCAAAAA